Lucilia sericata (common green bottle fly) is the source of this 12271-nucleotide messenger RNA. It is a transcript of the gene Dhc62B, whose product is annotated as dynein heavy chain 12, axonemal. Gene Ontology annotation, molecular function: minus-end-directed microtubule motor activity; ATP hydrolysis activity; ATP binding. The transcript has 12 exons. NCBI's taxonomy places the organism in Eukaryota, Metazoa, Arthropoda, Insecta, Diptera, Calliphoridae. The record is from RefSeq and is a predicted model, not a curated record. The coding region runs from base 245 to 12139 and encodes 3964 amino acids. Gene Ontology annotation, cellular component: dynein complex. Gene Ontology annotation, biological process: microtubule-based movement.
CAAAAUGCAACCCUGUUUUAAAACAGUUUAAAUAGCCGUAGUUAGGCAACCCGUUAUUAGGUAUUUAAAACAUAUAAACAAAAAAAAAACAAAAUAUUCUGUAUAAUACAAAAUAUUCUGUAUAAAUAACUAAAAAAAGCUUAAGAUUUAUGAAGCCGAAAGCAAUCAUUAAAAGAACGUAAUUUUAAACACAUAUAACACAACAAUUAAAAAAUAUUAAAAAUAAAGGAGAUAAUCUGCGAUAAUGUAUAGUCGUAAAUUGGAUCGAAUGUAUCAUCCACCAUCAAAUCUGGAUAGAUACGAUAAUGAGGAAUACAUGAAGAAUCCCUUAUUGAAAUUUCGUUUGGCCGACGUAUACGAAAGACGACAUCAUAUAUUUCUGAAGUAUCGAGCGGCAGAGGUUAAAAUGAAAUUAUCACGUAAACGCUUACCAUCUGAAUCCGACAUAAGAUAUCUGCCAGAAUCCCAUUAUGUGGACAACUUGCGGAGGUGUGUACGAAAAAUUGUGGUUCCAAAAAUGUUAACAAAAACCGAAAAACAAAUACUAAGCUAUGCACCGAAAAUUUUAAAGCAAAAACUACCGGAUCUAGUAAAAUCGUAUAUGAAGGAUGUUCACGAUGAGUUUGAUCGUUUAAUGAAAAUUUAUAGCAUGAAAAGUAUUUUGGUUAAACCAGAAUUGCCUGGCGAGGACCCAGCUGAGUUUGAUUUACCAAAAGCCGACUUUAGGUUUUCGCUACCUGGGAAGACAGAAAAUUACUCGAAAUUUGUUCAAAACCGAAAGAGAAUAAAACAGCGUUUACUAAUUCUGCACAUCCCCGUAAGAUGUGUGUUAAAUUCAAGCGAAUUGGAAUUUCCCGAACUGUUAAUUGUAUUCGAUCCGUUACAAUUGAAAAUGACGCAAGCUGCCUCGGUACAAAUGGGUUUGGGUGAAAGGGAAUGUAUUUCUCACAAAACAUUGCUAAAAUAUUGUCGCACAUCGUUGGACAAUAACAACACCUACUUAAGGUGGACUUGGUAUCCAAAGUUUAUAUGCAGUAUACGACGAAUGUAUAAAAAGCGGGUUAUUAGUUCUAAGUUAUGGCCUCCGACAUUUCUAUGUAUAGAGGGUCUCAUUAACCGACAGCUUAAUAAUUUAAAACAAAGAACUCUAACGGAACUGCUAAAAGUGUGUGCAAAUGAUCGUAAAAUACCCAUGUUGCGCUUGAAUUUGGUAUGUUACGAUGAAGAUAACAGCAUUGAUAUAAGUCCAAGCAUUGAGGAAAUACUAGAAGUAUAUGAGACAAUAGCGAGAGAGAUAGCCGAUGUAGGUAAUCGAAUGGAACCCAUACAACCUCAAAUUGAUGCUUCAACAGUUAGCCAGGCUGCCGAGUAUUUGCGCAUAAAUCUGAAUCUAAAUUAUCUUAAUGAAUAUAUAGAACAACUAAAAGCAGUUAUCGUAAAAACAUAUCAACCGAUACAACAAUAUUUGGUGAAGUACCAAAGAAAGUAUUACAAUCUCUACAGUCAAACUGUAAUGGAUGAUUUGAACGAGUUCUUAUCUGAGCCGCGUGCAUUUGAAGAAUAUUUCACUAAAAUUGACACCUACUUUGAAUAUAUUAACUUGUUGCGUAGCGAACCACGGCAGGACUUCUUCGUUUUGGCCAUUAUAAACAAUGAGCCAGCCAUAAAACGUCUUCGUCAAAUAGCGGAUGGGUUAAUUUCCCGCAUAACGACCGCAAUUACCAAACAACAUAUAAAAACUGAAUUAGAUAUUUGUGAUGAAUUUCAAUAUAUUAAGGAUAGAGCUUUAGAAAUACCGAAAACCACCGAAGAGCUUUUGGCGGCUGCAGAAUACAUGAUUUUUGUCAAGAAAGAGAAACUCUUCGAAUUAAGAAAUCGCAUACAAUAUUGCCUGAAAAUAGGCACCAAUUUGGUUGAAUUGUGUGAGAUGUCUCCAUAUCAUUUUGAUUUGACCAUCACCACCAUUAGUUGGUUGUAUGACAUCAAUGAAAUCUGUGAUUAUAAUGCCUCUCAGCAGGAGAAUUACAAGUGUCUAUUUGAAGAGCAUUUGCAGGAAGUCGUUAAGAAACUAAAUGAAGAUAUCGAAGAACUAAUACCAAAAAUUACAAUCAUUAAUGACAUGAGUGAUCCGAAAAAGUUUAAAGAAUAUUAUAUAAUGCUGCAGAAUUUUAUAGAUCAAUUAAAAAUAUUCGAUGACUACGUGGCCUGGAUUAAUAAGGAGGAAAAGCUGUUCAAAAUUCCACAAACACUAUAUCCAACGUUGGAUGUUUUGAAGACAUUUGUUUAUCCGUUUGCAACAUUAAUGAAGUUAUGCAUUAAUUGGAUGCGUUACCAUAGCGUGUGGCUGGAUGGGCCAUUUGAAUAUUUGGAACCAAAAUUUGUGGAACUUACAACCGAUAAUUAUCUUAAAGAAUUCCAAAAGAAUCAAAAGUACUACAGGCAAAAAAUCAAACAGGAUCUAAUCGAUAAUCCAAUUUGUAAAUUUAAGGGUCAAACGGAAGAUCCUGACCCCGAGAAUCAUCCGGUUCCCUUGAGACUUUGUAACAAAAUGAUACAAUCAAUUAAAGAUUUUACCAUAGGCGUGUUUAUAGUGAAUAACAUGUGUAAUCCAGCCCUUAGAAAACGGCAUUGGAAAGAAAUGUCGGAAAUAGCUGGAUUCGAUAUAACUCCGGAUGCUGGAACGACUUUGAGGAAAAUCUUAAACUAUAAAUUAGAUUCAAAAUUGGAUCAGUUUGAAAUAAUAAGUGUAGGGGCUAAUAAAGAGUUGCAACUAUGGAAUGCCUUACAGUCCAUGAUUCACGAGUGGGAUAACAAGAUCUUUCCAACGGGACCAUACAAGGAGACAGGAGUACAGAUCUUAUCUAAUCUGGAUGAUAUACAAGCUCUUCUGGAUGACCACAUACUGAAAACAUUGUCAAUGCGUGGCUCAGCUUUCAUGAAGCCUUGUGAAACCGAAGUUUUGGCUUGGUAUGAUAAAAUAAAAAGAGUAAAUGAAACAUUAGACCAGUGGGGAAAAGUACAAGCUAAUUUCCUAUAUUUGUUGCCCAUAUUCUCUUCAAAAGACAUAGUAGCUCAAAUGCCUGAAGAGGGAAGGCUAUUCUUAAUUGUGGAACAAACAUUUACACGUAAUAUGGGCAUGAUAUUGAGACAACCCUUAGUUAUGGAAACAGCUCCUGCAUCUGGUUUACUUGAAUCUCUCAUCAAAGCUGUAGAACUUUUAGAUGAUAUUACCAAUGGCGUUAACAAUUACUUGGAAAAGAAAAGAUUAUACUUUCCUCGUUUCUUCUUCUUGUCGAAUGACGAAAUGUUGGAGAUUUUAUCGGAAACCAAAGAUCCUUUAAGAGUUUUACCUCACUUAAGUAAAUGUUUUGAAGGUAUCAAUAGCUUGGAAUUUGAUGAAAAGAAAAAUGUCAUGUCUAUGAUUAGUGGAGAUAUGGAAAUUGUUCCAUUCGUGGAUCAGGUGUCUACAGCUGCUGCAGGUGGCAGUGUAGAAAAAUGGCUUCUGGGUGUGGAAUAUGAAAUGUUAAAGGCUGUUCGAGAACAAAUGGGAAUGUCAUUUGAGCACUAUCCCAAAGUCGAGAGAUAUGAAUGGGUAUUGCAUUGGCCACAAAUGGUGGCCUUGUGUGUAUCACAAAUCUAUUGGGCUGCCAAUGUUCAUAUUAAUUUAAGAAAGUCCGUGACUGAUUACCAGGCAAUGAACAAUUUUUUUGCCGAACUAACCUCCGAUUUGCAUCAGAUUGUGAGUUUAGUCAGAUCUACCGAAAUAAGCAAUUUAAAUCGCAUCACCAUUAAGUCUUUAAUAGUCAUUGAUGUUCAUGCCAAAGAUGUGGUCGAGGAACUUAUACGUUUGAAAAUAAACAGUGAGUAUGAUUUCCAAUGGAUGUCCCAGUUACGUUACUAUUGGGAGGAGGGAGACAGUUGGGUAAGAAUCAUUAAUGCUACAGUACCAUAUGCCAAUGAAUAUUUGGGCAACUCAGAUCGUUUGGUUAUAACACCCUUGACUGAUCGUUGUUAUCGCACAUUGGUGGGAGCUUAUCAGUUACAUUUAAAUGGAGCCCCCGAAGGACCAGCUGGCACUGGUAAAACAGAAACCACCAAGGAUCUUGCGAAAGCUUUGGCAGUUCAAUGCAAAGUAUUUAAUUGUUCCGACGGCCUGGAUUACAAAGCAAUGGGUAAAUUUUUUAAAGGUUUAGCUUCCAGUGGAGCCUGGGCCUGUUUUGAUGAAUUUAAUCGUAUCGAACUAGAAGUUCUUUCUGUGGUGGCCCAACAAAUAUUAUUAAUCGUCCAAGCUGUACGUGCCAAUGCCGUAAAAUUCGUAUUUGAAAAUACCGAAUUAACGUUAAACCCUUCAUGUUAUGUGUGCAUUACUAUGAAUCCAGGCUAUGCAGGACGUUCCGAAUUACCAGACAAUUUAAAGGUACUAUUUCGAUCUGUUGCAAUGAUGGUUCCGGAUUAUGCAAUGAUUGGAGAAAUCUCUCUUUAUUCCUAUGGUUUCGUGGAUGCCCGUAAAUUGGCAGUUAAAAUUGUGACUACCUACCGUUUAUGCUCUGAACAAUUAUCUAUGCAAAAUCAUUAUGAUUAUGGAAUGAGAGCGGUAAAGACAGUACUCUCUGCCUGUGGCAAUAUAAAAAAACAAUUUCCCAAUGAACUGGAAGAUAUUUUGCUGUUACGAUCUUUAAUAGAUGUUAAUUUACCUAAAUUCAUGUCUUUUGAUAUUCCACUUUUUGAAGGAAUAAUCUCAGACAUUUUCCCUGGCAUUAACUUACCGACCAUCGAUUAUUCACUUAUCGAGGCGGAAUUUAAGAAAUUUUGUAAGGAAAUGGUUUUGGAACCAACAGAUAGUUUCCUCACCAAAGUUAUACAGACAUAUGAAAUGAUGAUAGUGCGACAUGGUUUUAUGUUGGUCGGAGAGCCUUUGGCUGGCAAAUCAAAAACUUUGGACAUAUUGGCAAAAAUUUUGUCGUCUUUAAAGAUCAAGGAUCCUGAAAAGAGUCCUUAUUUUCAACAUGUACAAAUGGGUAUAAUGAAUCCAAAAUCAAUAACAAUGAAUCAGUUGUAUGGUUCGUUUGACCCAGUUUCAUAUGAGUGGACGGAUGGCUUAGUUGCUCGCAUAUUUAGAGAUUUUGCCAUGACUCCAACACCAGAUAGAAAAUGGGUAAUAUUUGAUGGUCCUGUGGAUGCAGUUUGGAUUGAAAAUAUGAAUACUGUACUUGACGACAAUAAGAAACUGUGUUUAACAUCGGGCGAGGUCAUAACCAUGACUAAAGAAAUGUCUAUGAUUUUCGAAGUUAUGGAUUUGGCACAAGCUUCACCGGCCACUGUGUCACGCUGUGGCAUGAUAUACAUGGAGCCCACCACAUUAGGGUGGCAAGCUUUUGCAAACACUUGGCUUCAGAAAUCCGACAACAGAUGGGCUGAUGAGGAGUCUAUACCAUACAUUAAAGCUUUAUUUAAUUGGUUGUUGGACCCGUGUCAAGAAUUUGUUCGGAAAAAUUGUACACAAUACUUAAAACCAGGAGAAUAUAAUUGUCUUACAACCACCUUUGAUAUAUUUGAAAUGUGCCUUAACGAGGCAAUCGAUGAAAAUCCCGAGGACUAUCAAAAAUAUUUACCAAUGUAUUUUCAGGCAGCCAUAAUAUUUUCCUUAAUUUGGGGAGUGGCUGGUAUUCUAGACUCAAGGUCCAGGGAAAAGUUUGAUGCAUUCUUAAGAAAGCAUUGGGCGGAUGAAGAAAAUAUUCCCGCAAACGUUGGAAAAUUGGAAAUAGCAAUACCAGUUGAGGGGCUGUUAGUGGACUAUAUAUAUAUUUUUAAGCAACGCGGAGCUUGGCGCUCCUGGCCAGAUAUUGCUAAACGUAUGGAAGUGGAGGAAACCUCUUUGGGAGUUCAAGUUCCAACCGUGGACACCGCUCGUUACAUGCACUUAUUAAAAAUGCAUAUUGAUCAUAAAAAGAAAAUAUUAUUGGUAGGCCCUACAGGAACCGGAAAAAGUGUAUAUGUACAAAACUAUCUUAUGAAUCGACUGAAUAGUGAAACCAAUGAAUCCGCAUUUAUGACUUUCACUGUUAUGAUUACCGCCAAUCAAACUCAAGAAUUAUUAAUUUCCAAGUUACAAAAGUGGAAACGAGGUAUUUAUGGUGCACCUAAAGGCAAAAAUACUGUACUUUUUGUAGAUGAUAUGAAUAUGCCUAUAAAAGAGGAAUAUGGAGCCCAACCUCCUUUAGAACUUCUACGGCAAUAUUUCGAUUAUGGCCAUGUUUACGAUCUUAAAGAUAGUACCAAAAUAUUUAUACACAAUGUGAUAUUUGUCAGUGCUUGUGGUUUACCAGGUGGAAGUCGACAAGAUGUUUAUCCUCGAUUUUUGAAUCACUUUAAUAUUUUUUCAAUAGACACAUUUAGUGAUGACACCAUGAAUCGUAUUUUUGUUAAUGUUCUAUUGAAUGGUUUUCGUAAGACGGGGCAUGGCAACGAUGUGUUUGUGGUGGUCAAUCAAAUCGUUUCGGCCACCCAACAAAUUUACAAAAUGGUUCAAAAUGAGAUGAGAGCUACGCCAGCCAAAAGUCAUUAUAUAUUUAAUCUAAGAGACAUAUCACGCGUUGUAACGGGCUGUUCUCUUUUACGUAAGGAGUCUGUCAAUGAUAAGAAGGUGUUUGUUCGUUUAUGGUAUCACGAAGCCUUGAGAGUAUUCUAUGAUCGAUUAGUGGACGAUGGCGAUCGAAAAUGGAUGUUUAACAAAUUAAAUGAAUGCGUGAAAGCAAAUUUCAAAGAAAAAUUAGAAACUGUAUUUGACAAUUAUUGCAAUGAAGCAGCCGACUCCGGUGAGGCUUUAUUUACUUUGGAUAUUGCAAGUCGUGUAUUCUUCGGUGUGUAUUUUGACGAGGAUAGUGUGGCCGAUGAGAGAAGAUACGAAGAAGUUCCCACCAUGGCUGCCCUUUAUAAAUUAGCCAUGACAAGUUUGGAUGACUACAACUCCACCAGAAGAUCAAAAAUGGAUAUCACAUUAUUUACCUUUGCUCUACAACAUUUGAAUCGUAUAUGCCGCAUUAUUUCCAUCGGAGGAGCCAGUGCACUUCUCAUUGGCCUUGGCGGUUCAGGUCGGCAGUCUCUAACGAAGUUAGCCACCAACAUGGUGCAAACUUCCUUCUUUCAACCAGAAAUAACUAAAAACUAUGGCGCCAAUGAUUGGCAUGAUGAUUUGAAAAGUGUUUUAAAAGAAGCCGGUGGCUUGGACAAACACACUGUGUUUUUAAUGACUGAAAAUCAAAUAAAAAUGGAAUUGUUUUUACAGGAUAUAGACUGUUUACUGAAUCAAGGCGAAGUGCCCAAUAUCUAUGCCAUUGAUGAAAAACAGGAAAUUUUAGAAAUGGUCCGUUUAGCAGCUCAGGGAGGCAAUCGCAAUAUAGAUAUAUCUCCAUUACAAGUCUUUUCAUUUUUUGUUAACCGUUGUAAAAAGAAAUUACAUAUUGUAUUAUGUCUGUCUCCAAUAGGAGAUUCUUUGAGAACACGAGUACGUUUAUAUCCUUCGCUUGUGAAUUGUUGCACCAUAGAUUGGUAUCAAAGUUGGCCGGAAGAGGCUUUGCAAAUGGUAGCAAAAAUAUCAUUAGAAAAUGUUAAUGUUCCCUCCGAGGAAGUAAAACAGGCCAUAGUGGAGACUACGCAAUAUUUCCACACAACUGCGUCGUCAGUAUGUUCUGACUUCUGUCAAGCCACCGGUCGAUAUAUAUAUUUGACCAAUGCUUCCUUUUUGGAACUGAUACAAUCUUUUCAAAAGGUAAUUGGGCGCAAACAGCAAGAAGUAAUGGACGCAAAAAUGCGUUAUAUAGGAGGUUUAGACACGUUGGCUUCUGCAGCUGACGCUAUUUCUAUAAUGCAAAAAGAAUUGAAUGAUUUGCAACCAAAGCUGUUAUCUAUGGCGGAAAAUUCACGCAAGAUGUUACUGGAAAUCAACACAGAGAGUGUGGCCGCACAGGCAGCAGCAGAACAAGUGAAAAAAGAUGAAAUAGUGGCGGGCAUACAAGCGGAGGCGGCUCAAGAGUUGAAAAGCGAAUGUGAAAAAGAUUUAGCCCAAGCCAUUCCUGUUCUGGAAGAAGCAUUACAGGCUCUCAAUACACUUAAACCGGCAGAUAUUACUCUGGUCAAGUCUAUGAAAAAUCCUCCAUCAGUCAUUAAAUUAGUAAUGGCUGCUGUUUGUGUUAUAAAGGGUAUACCACCAGACCGUAUAGCGGAUCCUGCUACUGGAAAAAUGGUUAAUGAUUAUUGGGGACCCAGUAAACGAAUAUUGGGCGAUUUAAAUUUUCUCCAAGCCCUUAAAGAUUUUGACAAAGAUAAUAUAAAUCCCGAAAUAAUGAAAAAGAUACGUAAAGAUUUUAUACCUCACAAAGAUUUCAAUCCAAAAAUUGUUGCUAAAGCUUCGAGUGCGGCCAAGGGUCUAUGUCAAUGGAUUAUUGCUAUGGAUCUUUAUGACAAUGUGGCAAAAAUUGUGGCCCCAAAAAAAGCCAAGUUAAUAGCAGCCGAAAAAGAAUAUGCCGAUACUAUGACAUUUUUAAAUGAAAAGCGAGAACUGACUGCUGCUUUGGAGGCUAAGGUAGCCAAACUCAAUGAGGAUUUAGACAAGGCAAAUCAGGAAAUGAGAAGAACACAAGAUGAAGCUGAUCUUUGUGAAAGUAGACUCAGUCGUGCUAAAUCCUUGAUAGAUGGUUUGGGCGGAGAAAAAUCCAGAUGGACAAAAGCAGCUGAAGAUUUACAAAGCCUUUACGAUCAUUUGCCAGGAGACAUUCUAAUAUCAUGUGGAGUGAUAGCGUAUCUCUCAGCCGUUAACUAUAAAUAUCGUUCUAUGUGUGUGGAAGACUGGUAUCAGAAGUGUGUUAAUCACAAAAUUCCCCUUUCUGAAAAUUACAGUAUUACCAAAGCUUUAGGUUUAGACAUCACCAUACAAAAUUGGAAUAUCAAUGGUUUACCCAACGAUGUCUUUUCCACUGAAAAUGCUAUUAUUUCAGCCAAUUCAAGUCGUUACAGUCUGUUCAUAGACCCCCAGGGGCAGGCCAACAACUGGAUUAAAAAUACCGAACGUAAAAAUCGUUUAAGUGCAGUCAAAUUUAAUCAGGCUAAUUACAUGAAAAUCAUAGCCGAGUCCAUGGAAUAUGGUUAUCCGGUUAUAAUAGAAAAUGUACUAGAGGAACUAGAGGUACCAUUAGAUCCCAUACUAUUGCAUAAAACAUUUACGCAAGGCGGUCAUCAGUUUAUAAGCUUAGGCGAUAACAUUGUACCGCUUCAUAAAAACUUUCGUCUGUACAUGACUUGUAACUUAAGAAAUCCUCACUUUCUACCAGAAACAUUCAACAAGGUCACUAUUAUAAACUUUGCUCUAACUCAGAGCGCCCUAGAGGACCAGUUGCUCAGUAUAGUAGUGGCCAAAGAAAGGCCAGAUUUACAAGAAUUACGUAUGAAUUUGACAGAUGAAGCUGCCAAGAACAAAGCAGCCUUAGUGGAUGCUGAAAAUAUGAUAUUAAAAACAUUAACAUGCUCCGAAGGGGAUAUUUUGGAAAAUGAAGGUGCUAUUCAAAUUUUGGGAGAAUCUAAAACUUUGUCGAUUGAUAUUGUGGCCAAACAAGAAGCCUCUAAGGAAACAUCUACCAAAAUAGAAGCAUUUAGACUUAACUACAAACCGGUAGCCAUACACUCCUCUAUACUCUAUUAUUCUAUAACUGAUUUGCCCAACAUCGAUCCCAUGUACCAAUUUUCACUAAACUGGUAUAUAAAUUUGUAUAUGUAUUCCAUAGAAACUGCCAACAAGUCCAAAGAACUACCCAGGCGUAUAAAAUUUCUAGUAGAUGCAGUGACUAGAAAUCUAUACAACAACGUUUGCAGAUCAAUAUUUGACAAAGAUAAAUUACUAUUUUCCUUCAUAUUAUGUUGUCGCAUCUUGCUGGGCAAUAAUCAAAUAGAAAUGCGUCAUAUGGUACAUUUGUUAACAUCAGCCAAAGAAUCAGGACAUGUUCCCAAAAAUCCAGACCCCUCUUGGAUUACUGAAACCAUAUGGGCAAACGUACUACGUUUAGAAGAGUUACCGGAACUUAAAGGCUUAGUAAAGUUUUUCCAAAGCAAUCUUGGUGCCUGGAAGAAAAUAUAUGAUCAUGCAGAACCUGAAUUACAACCCCUUCCAGAACCUUGGCACAACAAGACUACCCGUUUUGAAAAAAUUAUUAUAUUAAAAUCUUUACGACCUGAUAAGGUAUUUCUGGCCAUACGUCACUUCAUAGCAGCCGAAAUGGGCUCACAAUUUGUUACUCCCCCAGACUUCGAUAUAAGUAAAUCAUUUAUGGAGUCAACGGCUUUAACUCCUUUAAUUUUUAUACUUUCUCCUGGUGCUGAUCCCCUAGGGUCUCUAUUGUCAUUUGCGGAAAGGACUGGCUAUGAUGAGACUUUCCAAAGUAUUUCUUUAGGACAGGGACAGGGUCCAAUAGCUCAGAAUCUCAUAAAAGUAGCUCAGGAGUUGGGCUAUUGGGUGUGUUUACAGAAUUGCCAUUUGGCAGCUUCGUGGAUGCCCAAAUUGGAAUUUUUAUGGGAAAAUAUGGAUACGUUUAAUACCUCGCCCGGAUUUCGAUUAUGGCUAACUAGCUAUCCCACGCCUCAAUUUCCCGUUGCCUUACUGCAAAAUGGUGUCAAGAUGACAAAUGAGCCGCCCACCGGCUUAAAGGAAAAUAUUAUGCGUUCGUAUAACUCGGAGCCGAUAAACGAUCAAUCAUUCUAUACGGGUGUCCCGAAACAAGAUCGUGCUUUUACUCGCCUGCUUUUUGGUAUAUGUUUCUUUCAUGCGGUUGUCCAAGAGCGGCGCAAAUACGGACCUUUGGGUUGGAAUAUUGCAUACGGAUUUAACGAAUCUGAUUUGCAAAUAUCAGUUUUGCAAUUAAGGAUGUUGCUAAAUCAAUACGAGCAUGUGCCAUAUGAUGCCAUAUCAUACUUAACAGCAGAGUGUAAUUAUGGAGGUCGAGUUACAGACACUUGGGAUCGUCGUGCUAUUGUCACAAUUCUGGCCGAUUAUGUUAAUUCCGAGGUGGUAUCAAACAACCGCUAUAAAUUUGCUAUAGAAGAUAGAUUCAUUGUCCCUCGUAAAACCGAACAUCGUGAGAUUUUACGAUAUGUCGAUGAAAACUAUCCCAGCUUGGCGGCGCCCGAUGUGUACGGCCUCCAUGCUAACUCGGGCAUAACACGAGACUUACAAACUACCAAAACUUUAUUGGAUUCAAUGAUUUUAAUAUUGGGCAGUGAAGUUACUUCAGGUGGCGGCAUAGGCCAAAGUGCCGAACAAUUGUUAUUGGAUACCGUUAAAGAAAUUGUAGCCGAGAUGCCGCAAAAUAUGGAUAUUGAAGCAGCCAAAAAGAAGUAUCCCGUGGAGUAUAGUGAAUCUAUGAAUACAGUGAUCACACAGGAAAUGGAACGAUUUUUGAAGUUGCAAUUAGAAAUUCGAGCUUCAUGUCGUGAUGUGGAGAAUGCAGUUCACGGUAUUAUUGUAAUGACCCCUGAGUUGGAAGCCGUUAUAACCGCUAUCAAGUUAAAUCGAAUACCAGCGAAAUGGAUGAAGAAAUCAUAUCCUAGUUUAAAGCCAUUAGCAUCUUAUAUUCAGGAUUUAUUUAAGAGAAUCAACUGGUUGCAUCAUUGGCAUCAUCAUAGCAAACCGCCCACAUUUUGGAUAUCGGGCUUCUUCUUUACACAAGCUUUCUUGACAGGAGCUAUGCAGAAUUUUGCAAGAAAAUAUAAAAUACCAAUUGAUACUCUAACAUUUGAUCAUGAAGUCCUCAAUGAAACCUACAAAGACAGAGCUCCCGAAGAUGGUGUGUACAUAAAUGGUUUAUUCCUAGAGGGGGCACGCUGGAAUUGGGAGGAAAAUAUACUAGAUGAACAAUUGCCUAAAGUCUUGAUUUACUCAAUGCCAGCCAUUUACCUCAAACCGACAAUAAUUAGUGAGCUACAAGAAGGCAACCGCUAUAAAAGCCCUUUAUACAAGACGGCCGAACGUAAAGGCACUCUUUCGACUACGGGUCACUCUACAAAUUAUGUUAUACCCUUGCUGCUGAACACUAAACUUAAAGCAUCGCAUUGGGUUAAACGCAGUGUGGCUUUAAUAUGCCAAACAAAUGAUUAAAAUUUAUAUUUUCAAACAACUGUUUAUAUAUUAUAUUUACGAUAACAUUUAUUUUCAUUCAUUAACUUGUAUAAUGUUCAUCAUAAAUAAAUACAUAUAUAUUUUCGAUUAACAAAUAACUGAUUUUAAAAC